Kazachstania africana CBS 2517 is the source of this 771-nucleotide messenger RNA. Its product is annotated as SDR family oxidoreductase. The coding region runs from base 1 to 771 and encodes 256 amino acids. The record is from RefSeq and is a predicted model, not a curated record. Gene Ontology annotation, cellular component: intracellular anatomical structure. Lineage: Eukaryota; Fungi; Ascomycota; Saccharomycetes; Saccharomycetales; Saccharomycetaceae. The transcript has a single exon. Gene Ontology annotation, molecular function: oxidoreductase activity, acting on NAD(P)H, oxygen as acceptor.
AUGUCUUCAAGUAAAGUAAUCAUUGUAACAGGCGUUUCUAGAGGCAUUGGGAAAGCUGUAGUAGAGAGCAUCUUUUCGAAAGAUUCUAAUGCUGUUGUAUAUGGUAUUGCAAGAACAGAAACUUCAUUACAGGAAUUGAAAACUCAAUAUUCGAAUUUCCACUAUGUAGUUGGUGAAGUUACGGACACAGCUAAGACGGAAGCAUUGGUCAAGAUGGCCACUGAUUCCUACGGGAAGAUCGAUUCCAUUAUUGCCAAUGCAGGCGUCCUGAAUCCCGUUGCCAAGAUAACUGAAUUCAAUUACGAUGACUGGAAAAGACAUUUCGAUAUCAAUUUCUUCAGUAUUGUCCAAUUAGUUUCUAUAUCCUUACCAGCUUUGGAAAAAUCUAGAGGAAAUCUAAUUUUUGUGAGUAGUGGUGCAAGUGUUAAAUCAUACAACGGCUGGUCCUGUUAUUGCGCUGCAAAGGCUGCCUUAAACAGUUUCGCUCAGAGUAUAGCUGCUGAACACUCACUGGUCCGUAGCAUAGCUGUCGCACCGGGGGUGGUAGACACAAAAAUGCAAGAAGAUAUCAGAGAUACUUUUGGUCCUAGAGGAAUGAGUAACGAUGCUUUGAAAAGAUUCACCGAUUUGAAGAGGAAUAAUCAACUGCUGGAACCUACAGUCCCGGCUGCUGUGUUUGCGGAGUUGGCAUUACACGCUAUUCCACCGCAAUUAAAUGGUAAGUAUGUCAGAUAUGACGAUGAAUCACUAAAGAACAUCGGUCAUUCAUAG